Molecule: messenger RNA, 1967 nt
Organism: Zootermopsis nevadensis
Lineage: Eukaryota; Metazoa; Arthropoda; Insecta; Blattodea; Termopsidae
Gene: Clp
Product: Cleavage and polyadenylation specificity factor subunit 4
Molecular function (GO): zinc ion binding; RNA binding
Source: RefSeq, a predicted model, not a curated record
AGUUGUACUAUAAAACAAAGAGAUAUGUUGUUCAAGAAGUCAGUUUCCUACUUGAAUUGCAGGUUUCAAACGGUGAAUACUUACAUAGAAAUGCAUUUCCCACCCAAUUUUGCUUUACGUUGUUUCUUGGUGGAUGGAUCCCUCCCUCAUAGCUUUAUUGCCCAUUCACAGUUGGUGGGCAACAUAUUUCUCAAUUUGUUUUUUACAAUAUAUUCGUGGGAAACAUAUCCCAAUUUCAAACUGCCCGAAUUUAGUUCAGAAUAUAUAUACAAUCUUAUCACAUAUUAUUUAACUUUACUGAACUAAUGAUUAUUGAACCAUUUACUUUGCAAACAUAACUUAAAAUUGUAACCAAUAAUAUUUUUUUGACUAACUCCGUUUGUUUGUUAGGUAGAGCAUCAUGGAUCUUUUAUUAUCUGAAUUUUUAGAGUCCAGGCUUUGCUUUUGCUCAUGGCCUCUGAAUCCUGGUGGGUAGUGCGAAAUUACUGUGGCUAAGAUCAUCAUAAUUGUGGAAGGUAGGCCAUGCCCUUCUGAAUUAUACCUUGUCAUUUACCUUAAAUCUGAGGAAGAGCACGCGUAAUAUUUUGUUCGUUUAAUAGGCGCACUACUACUUACGGCAAAAAAAAAUACACAAGGAAACAUCACCACUUGCAUUCAUAAUAAUGUUUAGUUGAGGUAAAUUCUACGGAGUAAUAGUGAAAUUACCAUACAAUGUCAUAUUGGUAUUACUGUGUUGGCAAGAUUGGAAUUUGUGGUUGAAAUGUCGUGUGACGAGAGUGUUGUGUUAUUGUUUUGAGUGUUGAAAUAUGUGUUAUAUAUGUGAAGUAUAGAAGGAAGCUUUGUAUUGUUAUUUUUAUUGCAUAAAUCGUCUUUUCUGCAUUUACAAUGGAAUUCAUUGUGGCUAAUGUUGAUAAUAUGAAAUUUGAUAUUGAGGUAGCAUUAGAAGAGCAGUAUGGAGCUUUGCCAUUACCUUUCGCGGGAAUGGAUAAAUCGAUAGCCGCAGUGUGUGAAUUCUAUCCAAAAGGCAGUUGUCAGAAAGGAGCAGCAUGCCCUUUUCGUCAUGUUCGUGGUGAUAGGACAAUUGUAUGUAAACACUGGCUUCGUGGCUUGUGCAAAAAGGGUGAUCAGUGUGAAUUUCUACAUGAGUAUGACAUGAGCAAAAUGCCAGAGUGCUACUUCUACUCCCGAUUCAAUGCUUGUCACAAUAAGGAAUGUCCGUUCCUUCAUAUUGACCCAGAAAGUAAGAUAAAGGAUUGCCCAUGGUAUGACAGAGGUUUCUGUCGGCAUGGGCCAAACUGUCGCCAUCGCCAUGUGAGGCGUGUGUUAUGUAUGAAUUAUGUUGCUGGACUUUGCAUAGAGGGACCAGAAUGCAAAUUUAUGCAUCCAAGGUUUGAGUUGCCAGCUACAGAUGUUCAGCAGAAGGAUGGUAAGAAGUUGGUAAUCACAUGUCAUUACUGUGGGGAAACUGGUCACAAAGCUAUGUACUGUAACAAAAUGCCUCCAGAAAUGAAGGAAGCACAGUCCAAGCAAGACGAUUUCAGGGUGAAAAACUUGAUGUAUGUUCCUAAAGAAGGAACAGCACCAGAAGAAAAUGUUGCCAAACCACCUCAGAAGCCAUUAGAGGAAGUGACUUGCUUUAAGUGUGGGUGUAAGGGACAUUAUGCAAACAAAUGUCCAAAGGGACAUUUAGCUUUCUUAAGUCAGAGCCAAAAUCCGCUGCCUCCAGGAAGCUUCAGGCGAAGUUGAGAGAUGGGUUUUCUGGGAGCAAGGUUGUUAAGUUCUGAAACUUUGUUGUUGCACAGUUCAGUACUGCAACUAUGCUGGGUUUCAUAAACUUAAAUAAGUACAAGUAUAUACCAAGGUGUCUGAUACUUUUAAACUAGGAACAUACUCAGCAUUGAACUUCUUUAAAUUAAAGAAUUGUGUAUGUAUGUUUUUUAUACACAUGAAUAAAUGUUUUAAUUUAU